CACGCCAUCACCGUUUCGCGUUCCAUCACAACCCCGUCUCUCUCUCCUCUCUCCACUCUCUCUCUCUCAUCUCUCCCGAUCAAAUUCCAUCUUCCCCUUCUCUCUCCUCUCUCUCUCUACUCUCUCUCCUCUCCGCCUGCUCGCAAACCCUCACCAAAUCCCCCAAUCCUCCAAUUCCCCCACAGAUCUAACCCUAAUCCCCCCCAAUUCCACCCACCCCCAAUUCCCCAAUCAAAAAAACCCUAAUUCCCCCAAAUUCCAAACAUCCGUUCGGUUAUCGAUCGAUUAAUUGAACUUUUGGCUGUUUGAAUCUCGAUCUGGAACAGUUGAGGCGGUUACGGAGGUUCAUGAUCGGUUAAUUGAAGGAGCUAGGGUUUGGUUAGAUAUAUAAUAAAAAAGGGGAUCGGAAAAGUGGCUGAUGGUUGAAGUCGCACGGUACGGAGAACAACGAGAUUUGAUUAAUAAGAGUGAUGAUGGACGAUUAUUGUUAUGUAUGGGCGGUGGGAAGGUGAGUUGUGGUUCCACCGGUGGCACAUGUGGCCGGUCCCAUCUUCCUCCACGCCGUCUGUAGCUGCUCAGAACAAUUCAUUCGUAUUUGUUGAUACUAACUCUUUCUCUAAAGAUGGUCGAAAGAUUAAUGUUGGCGACUGUGCUCUGUUCAAGCCAUCCCACAAUUCCCUUCCGUUUGUUGGAAGAAUUCGUAAAUUAAAAUUAGGAAAAGAAAACAAUUUAAGUCUUUGUGUGAACUGGCUUUACCGACCUGCAGACGUAAAGCUUAAAGAAGGUGCUCCGCUGGAAGCAGCACCAAACGAGGUUUUCUACUCUUUUCACAAGGAUGAGAUACCUGCUGCAUCGUUACUCCACCCGUGUAAAGUCACAUUUCUUCGUAAAGGUGUUGAAUUUCCUCCAGGGAUAUCCUCAUUUGUGUGCAGACGAGUGUAUGAUAUUGAGAGCGAGUGUUUAUGGUGGUUAACUGACAAAAACUAUAUUAACUCUUUUUUAACACAGAAACUGCAAGAAGAAGUAGACCAGUUAUUAGAUAAGACGUCGAUAGAAAUGCAUGGAGCAGUGCAGACCGGAGGUCGGUCUCCGAAACCUAUAAAUGGUCCGAAUGGGUCCGCACAACUCAAACCUAGUUCUGAUAAUGUACAAAAUAGUUCAUCUUCCAUUUCAUCACAUGCCAAGAGUAAGAAGAGAGAGCAUGGUGCUCACAAUUCAGAAUCUGUCAAACGCGAUCGUUUAUCUAAAGUAGAUGAUGCCGAUUCCGGUCAACUUAGACCAGAACGUGUAUUAAAGUCCGAGAUCGCUAAAAUUACUGAUAAAGGAGGGUUGUUAGAUUUCGGUGGAGUUGAAAAACUAAUACAGCUCAUGCGACCUGAUAGUACCGAGAAGAAACUAAACCUAGCUUGUCGGAGAAUGCUUGUUGAUGUAAUAUCGGGUACUGACCGAUUCGAUUACUUAAACCGGUUCGUUCAGCUACGGGGCUUGUCUGUUUUAGAUGAAUGGCUUCAAGAGAUUCACAAGUGUAAAAUCGGUGAUGGUAGUCCUAAAGAGAACGAAAAAUCCGUUGAGGAUUUUCUCUUUUCGUUACUACGCGCACUCGACAGGUUGCCCGUGAAUCUUCAUGCUUUACAGACGUGUAAUGUCGGGAAGUCUGUGAAUCAUUUACGUAGCCAUAAAAAUUCUGAAAUUCAGAAGAAAGCUAGAAGUCUGGUCAGCACAUGGAAGAGACGCGUAGAAGCCGAAAUGAAUAUUAUCGAAACAAAGUCUAGUACAAGUCGAGGUGGUUCUUGGCCAAACAAGUCGAUGAUUUCGGAAGUUUCUCAUGUGGGUCCUAAGGGUUCUACUUCACAACCUUCUGUGAUAAAAUCUCAACGGCCAAAACAAAGCUCGGGUGAAGUUGUAGUCAAAUCACCAACAUCUCUGGGGUCCACAAAACUGUCACCGUCGUCCAGUCAAUCUCCGAACAAUAGUCAGUCGUGUUCUAGUGAUCAUGGGAAGACGGGGACGUCGAGCGUAAGUAAGAUCUCGAGUAGCGUUUCUCAUAGUAAAAACUCAAGCAACGGUUUUCAUGCAUCUACAAUCCUGGGAGUUCAAAAGGGAUCGCCAACGAAGCAUACGUCAGAAAGAGUAUCUGACGUGUCACUUGUAGAUAACGGUAGCAACCCGAGGCUCAUAGUGAGGUUGCCAAACACUAGUCGAAGUCCCGUACAAACUGCAAGUGUGGAAUCACCUGGAGAUUCGUCGACGGUAUCUGGCAAGGGCUCGGUUCCAGUACCUUCCGAGAAGCAGGAUCUGAAAGUAAGUAGAAAAAUUGACUCCGUCAGCAACGUACAAAACACAAACACGGCUAAAGGACUGGUUGUCUGUGAUGAAGAACAUGGUAAGAAAGAUGCAUCGUUCGGCAGUGGUUCGUCAUCAGGGAUCACUCCAAAACCGGGGAAACUAUACGAGCCAUCUUAUAGCUCGAUAAACGCGUUGGUGGAGAGCUGUGCGAAGUUUUCUGAAGCUAGUGUGCCUCCAUCGGGUGGUGAUGUUGGUGGGAUUAAUCUUCUUGCCAGCGUGGCGGCUGGCGAAAUGACGAGAUCCGAUGUGUCACCUGCGUGUUCUCCAGGUAGUAACUCGCCCGUACGUGAAGACUCCUCUUCUGUCAACGUUGCUAAGUUAAGACAAACGGCUAAUGAUGUAGGUCACAGUGAAGAUAAUAUCAGUGUGGCUAAUGGUUCUGUCGGUGGGGAUAAUAGUACACAAUUGGUGAAUAUGGACACUGACGUAAAGCCUGCGGGUUUGAUAGAAGAUGCUUCCGUGAAUGCUACGAAUAUGAAACCGAACAGUUUAAGUUCAUUACAGGAAGACAAGUGUGUUGAUGAUAAACCGGUUAAAAGCACCGUGGGUCUGGGUCCGGGUCCACCUGAUGCAGCUGCUGCAACUGUAAAAACCGAAACACAGAUAAACGAAGAAUCGGCUUCUUGGUCGUCUUCAGAUAUGCAUGCGGAUGAGAAGAAAUUGGUGCACAAACGGUCGACAGAUGAUGUUGAUUUAGCACCAAAGUUUGAAGAGAAUGAUGACAAUAAAGCCGAGCAUAGUGCAAGACAAAAUAUGGAUUCUGGCACUAGUGAAUGCGCCCAUGAGAAUAUGGAAAACGACGGAAAGACCCCUGUGUCUGAAAAAUCUAAUGAUGUAACCGAGCCCGAGCCCAGUUGUGUUGAAGAUCGUACAGUAAAGUUGGACUUUGAUCUGAAUGAAGUUCUUCCUAGUGAUGAUGGGGUACAAGGCGAGGCUGAAAAGGCUGCUCUUCAUACACCUAGCACGUUACCUUCCAACAAUAAAAAUCGGUCUGGUUUGAUUACAGUAGCUGCCGCUGCCAAAGGACCGUUUUACCCUUCCGAGAGUCUUUCCCGAGGUAAGCCCGAGCUUGGGUGGAAAGGUUCCGCUGCGACCAGUGCGUUCCGUCCAGCAGAACCACGAAAGGUUGACGUUCCAGUUCCUGAUAACCGUACAACUAAACCGGUUCGCCCUCUUUUUGACUUUGAUCUGAACGUUGGAGCCGAAGAUGCUGGUCAAAGCAAUGCACCGUCAGGACUGGAUCUUGAUCUAAACGCAUCUGAGGAGGGUCCGGAGGUUGUCCAGCUGUCGAUAAGUAGACCGAGGUCAUUUCUACCUGGCGGGCCGAAUUCUUCACGGGACUUUGACCUGAACGGGCCUGGUGUGGAAGAAGUCGGUGGCGAAUCGGUAUCGUUUUCCAAAAACGGUAUGCAGUUUAUGUCCGGUGUUUCUAAUGUCAGAAUGAAUAAUAUGGAUAUUGGAAGCUACUCAACGUGGUUUCCACCGAACAAUACCUACCCAGCGAUGACCAUCCCGUCUCAACGAAUGUUGGCUCCUGUCGCCAGCACGUCAGUUAAUCCCGAAAUGUUCAGGGGUCCUGUCUUGUCAUCAUCUCCCGCAGUUGCGUUUUCGUCCAGUGUACCGUUUCAGUAUUCAGCUUUCCCAUUCGAGACCAAUUUCUCAAUACCGUCAAUGUCGAAUACGUUUUCUUCGGUUUCAAAUGCUUAUGUGGAUUCUUCAUCGUCUGGUGGUGGGCCGAUUUGUUUUCCGACUAUUCCUUCGGUGGGACCUAACGGUGUGGUGUCAAUGCCGUAUAGGCCGUACUUUAUGAGUCUACCUGGCGGCGGUUCGAGUAAUGUUGGUCCUGACGGUAGAAAGUGGGGUAGCCAAGGUCAAGGUCAAGGUCUAGAUCUAAAUGCAGGUCCUGGAGGCGGUUCGGAUGAUAAAUUGCCUUUUGCGUUAAGACAGUUACCUCUUGCUGGUUCUCAAGCCGUAGCUGAUGAGCAGUUAAAGAUGUUUCAGCAAAUGGCGGCAGGUAGUGGCGGCGCACCGAAACGGAAAGAGCCUGAUGGCGGUUGGGACGGUGAUAGGAUUAGCUACAAACAUCCACAUUGGCAGUAAGAAAUGGUGUUGUUGCAAUGCCUGGGAAGGUGUCUGGAGACCGAACGGAAUGUUGGGUUUCGUGAAGAAUAUCCCCCCUCGUGACAAAACCGUCUUGGUUGGUUGUGGGGGUUCUGUAAUGCAUAGGGUUGAGUUGUUGCUUGAUAUAGUUUGAACAGAGUGUGGCCUGUGUUGAUGUUUAACUUGUGUUCAAAGCAUUUGCCCACCUGAAACAAAACAAAACAAAACAAAACCAGGGAAUUGGUUUCAACGGAUAUAUGUAGAGUGCCAGUUCUUCUGGGUUUAGUUUAUUAAAUUUUAUUUCCUUUUUCUGUUGUUU
Molecule: messenger RNA, 4765 nt
Organism: Helianthus annuus (common sunflower)
Lineage: Eukaryota; Viridiplantae; Streptophyta; Magnoliopsida; Asterales; Asteraceae
Exons: 4
Coding region: 490-4446 (1318 amino acids)
Cellular component (GO): nucleus
Molecular function (GO): chromatin binding
Source: RefSeq, a predicted model, not a curated record